This is a messenger RNA of Moneuplotes crassus, 1289 nucleotides long. The record is from the annotation of a GenBank genome assembly. NCBI's taxonomy places the organism in Eukaryota, Ciliophora, Spirotrichea, Euplotida, Euplotidae.
AUGAACGGCAACCAUAUUCUUAUUCUGCUGAUAGUCAUAAUCUUCCUCUUGGUUUAUAAGUAUGAUACUCAGCCUCGCAAGAGAGGUCAGAUUAAUAUCCCAAAGGUUUUACAUGAGAAUAAAACUACAGAUGAAGAUUCCAAAAGAUCCUUCUCAAGGAUCUGUAGAAGUAAAGGCUAUCCAUUCAAAAAGUACAAGGUGCUUACUGAAGAUGGGUAUUGGCUGACUCUUUUCAGGAUUUACGGAACUAAAAAUGAAGAUCCCACUGAAGCUCUUCAGAAAUCUAAGCCAGCAGUCUUCUUUCAGCAUGGAGUCGUUGAUAGUGCAGAUACUUUUAUCAUGAAUGAUGAAGAUAAGUCUCCAGCCUUCAUGACUGCAAAUGCGGGAUAUGAUGUCUGGCUUGGCAACUCAAGAGGCAAUAAAUAUAGCAGAGAGCAUCAAUGGUUAGACCCUGAUGAUUCUGAGGAGAAAUAUGUGUUCUUUGAUUACAGUUUUGAAGAAAUGGCAAAGUAUGAUGUUCCCGCUUUCAUUGAUUUCAUCUUAAACACCACAGAAAAGGAAAAAUUAGCAGUAUUAGGCCACUCACAAGGAGCUACUACUAUGCUAGUCAAAAUGUCUGAAGAUAUUGAUUGGUGGAACAAGCAUGUCUCUAUAUUUGCUUGUCUUGGAGGAGUUGGAAGACUUCAGCAUACUUCUUCUAAACUUGUCAAAGAUUUAGCUAAUCAGAAUUUACUUUUAGAUGCAGUUAAGAGAUUAGGAGUUGUUGAAAUAUGUUAUCAUAACUACUAUCAAAGCUUGAUCUUUUCAACAAUCUGAAGCAUAUCUCCCUCACUCUGAAACUUUUUAAUUGAACUAGUAGCUGAUGCAAGCUCUGAGGCCAAUAAUCAUUCAAGAGUUGAUGUCUUCAUGGCCCAUUAUCCUUCUGGCUCUAGCUUAAAGUCUUUUGAACACUUCGCUCAAAUAAUAGUAUCAGGAAAGUUUCAAAAGUUUGAUUACGGUGCUUUGAAUUUGCAAGUUUAUAACCAAACUACUCCUCCUAAGGUAGAUCUGAAGGCUAUCAAAGAUACAAAGAUAAUUCAAAUCGUGGGAACAGCAGACCAUCUAUCUCCUGUUGAGGACAACUUGUGGCUCAAGUCUGAGCUUGGCUCCAACGUAGUCUUUUAUGAGGAGUAUUUCUUAGGACAUACUAGCUUUUUACUUGCCAAUGAUAUGCAAUUUAUGAAAGAUGUUCUCCAUCAGUUUGAGAAGAACAAAUGGGACUAGAUAUUCAUGAGAGAAGUUUUUGUAGU